Molecule: messenger RNA, 1060 nt
Organism: Anarrhichthys ocellatus (wolf-eel)
Lineage: Eukaryota; Metazoa; Chordata; Actinopteri; Perciformes; Anarhichadidae
Product: myosin light chain 4-like
Exons: 1
Coding region: 34-627 (197 amino acids)
Cellular component (GO): myosin II complex
Molecular function (GO): calcium ion binding
Source: RefSeq, a predicted model, not a curated record
CCCUUCAUCUCCGUCCGUCUUCUCUGCAGCAUCAUGGCACCGAAGAAAGUGGAACCAAAGAAGACAGAGGUGAAGAAGGUGGAGGCGAAGAAGGAAGAGCCUCCUCUACCAGCCAAACCUGCAGAGCCGGAAUCCAAACCUCCCGAGGUGGACCUGAAGAGCAUUGUGGUGGAGUUCACCCCCGACCAGAUCGAAGAGUUCAGAGACGCCUUCACGCUGUUUGACGAGACGCCCGCGGGCGAGAUGAAGAUCACCUUCGCUCAGUGCGGAGACGUGAUGCGGGCCCUCGGCCACAACCCCACCAACGACGAGGUGCUAAAGCUGCUGGGGAGGCCGAAGGCGGAGGAGCUGAACGUCAAGCUGCUGGACUUUGAUGCCUUCCUGCCAAUGCUGCAGCACGUGGCCCGGUCCAAAGAGCAGGGCACCUUUGAGGACUUCGUGGAGGGUCUGAGGGUGUUCGACAAGGAGGGCAACGGCACGGUGAUGGGGGCCGAGCUCCGCCACGUCCUGUCCACGCUGGGGGAGAAGAUGACGGAGAACGAGGUGGACCGGCUGAUGGUGGGGCAAGAGGACGCCAACGGACUCAUUAACUACUCCGAGUUCGUCAAACACAUCCUGGCCGGGUAGAAACCACCGCUGGGUUCUUCUGAUGGACUGGGGUUCUGUCUGUCCCUGAUGGACUGGGGUUCUGUCGGUCCAUGAUGUCUCUGUAUGUUUCCUUUCUGUCUCUCUAAUAAAACAUCUUCAGUCUGUUUCUCAGUAUUUAAAUAAUAUAAAGUAAGAAAGCUUUAUUAUUUUUAGUAGUAUGAAGGUAUUUUUUUGUGCAUACAUGUAUUUAGUAACAGGAGGAUAUGUUAAAAUGUACUACGGGCAGAUAUUAAAAGAAACAUGAAUUAAAUACAGGAUUUUUAUAAUUGAAAAUGUAUUAUUAGAGACAAACAUUAAAUAAUUUCUCUCUUUGUUGAUGGACACAAUAUGACAGAUGUGUCUGAAAAAUGAAUUAAUAAAACCAUUCAGCCAGUUCAACUAACUGGUUGUUAAAAAAAUGAGAAGACAAAAA